This is a messenger RNA of Haliaeetus leucocephalus (bald eagle), 6551 nucleotides long. It is a transcript of the gene ATAD3A, whose product is annotated as ATPase family, AAA domain containing 3A. Lineage: Eukaryota; Metazoa; Chordata; Aves; Accipitriformes; Accipitridae. Gene Ontology annotation, biological process: mitochondrion organization. Gene Ontology annotation, cellular component: mitochondrion. The record is from RefSeq and is a predicted model, not a curated record. Gene Ontology annotation, molecular function: ATP hydrolysis activity; zinc ion binding; ATP binding. The transcript has 22 exons. Bases 5 to 1819 code for a protein of 604 amino acids.
CGUCAUGUCUUGGCUCUUCGGGCUGAACCGCGGCUCGGCCCCGGCGGGCGGAGGGGAUGCGGCACCGGGUACGGCCGGUCUCUCCCUUCCACCGGCCCCGGGAGGAGGUACCGGUACGGUGGCGGGAGGUGGAACCGGAGACCGUCAACCGCCCAAGGACAAAUGGAGCAACUUCGACCCCACGGGCCUGGAGCGGGCGGCCAAGGCGGCGAGGGAGCUGGACGCGUCCCGCCAUGCGAAAGAUGCUCUUAGUCUUGCCCAGAUGCAAGAGCAGACCUUGCAGCUGGAACAGCAAACAAAGCUUAAGGAGUAUGAGGCUGCCAUAGAACAACUGAAGAAUGAGCAGAUACGGGUACAAGCAGAAGAGAGACGAAAAACACUCAGUGAAGAAACGAAACAGCAUCAAGCACGAGCCCAAUACCAGGACAAAUUGGCAAGGCAGCGCUAUGAUGAACAGAUGCGACAGCAGCAACUGGCUAAUGAAGAAAAUCUGAGGAAGCAGGAGGAAUCUGUGCAGAAGCAGGAAGCCAUGAGGCGUGCUACUGUAGAGCGAGAGAUGGAGCUGCGGCAUAAGAAUGAAAUGUUGCGUGUCGAGGCAGAGGCAAGAGCCCGUGCCAAGGCUGAGCGGGAGAACGCAGACAUCAUUCGGGAGCAGAUCCGUUUAAAAGCUGCUGAACAUCGCCAAACUGUGUUGGAGUCCCUCAAGACAGCUGGGAUGCUCUUCGGGGAAGGAUUCCGUGCUUUUGUAACAGACUGGGAUAAAGUUACGGCCACGGUGGCAGGCCUAACCCUGCUGGCAGUGGGUGUUUACUCUGCCAAGAAUGCCACUGCAGUAGCAGGGCGAUACAUAGAAGCACGUUUGGGCAAACCUUCCCUGGUGAGAGAAACCUCACGCAUUACUGUACUGGAGGCACUGAAGCAUCCUAUCAAGGUUGGUAAGCGUCUUACCAGCAAGGCUCAGGACGCCCUUGAAGGAGUUGUUCUCAGUCCACAGUUAGAAGCACGUGUGAGAGACAUUGCCAUAGCAACAAGAAAUACAAAAAAGAACAAAAGCCUGUACAGGAAUAUUCUUAUGUAUGGUCCCCCUGGCACUGGAAAGACGCUCUUUGCCAAGAAAUUAGCUGUGCACUCGGGCAUGGAUUAUGCCAUCAUGACAGGUGGCGAUGUUGCCCCCAUGGGGCGGGAAGGAGUUACUGCCAUGCAUAAGCUCUUUGACUGGGCAAACACCAGUAGGAGAGGCCUCUUGCUAUUUGUGGAUGAAGCGGAUGCAUUUCUACGGAAGAGGGCAACAGAGAAAAUCAGUGAAGAUCUCAGAGCAACUUUAAAUGCAUUCCUGCACAGAACAGGGCAGCACAGCAACAAGUUUAUGCUUGUUUUAGCAAGCAACCAGCCUGAGCAAUUUGAUUGGGCUAUCAAUGACCGAAUAGAUGAAAUGGUGAACUUUGAUCUGCCCCAGCUAGAAGAACGGGAGCGGCUUGUGAGAAUGUAUUUUGAUAGGCAUGUCUUGAAGCCAGCCACAGAGGGUAAACAACGUUUGAAGCUGGCCCAGUUUGACUAUGGGAAGAAAUGCUCAGAGAUUGCCAGGUUGACAGAAGGCAUGUCUGGCCGAGAGAUCUCUCAGCUUGCUGUGGCAUGGCAGGCUGCAGCUUAUGCAUCAGAGGACGGUGUUCUUACAGAGGCCAUGAUUGAUGCUCGGGUAGCUGAUGCUGUGCAGCAACACAAACAGAAGAUGGAGUGGCUGAAAACAGAGGGUGCUGAAGCAAGCAAAGGGACUGGCAGAAACCCACUCCUGCCUUUCACCAAAGGAACACCAGUGUGAGAAGCCUGCAGGCUUCAGACCAGCAUGUGUGGGGAAGUGGGCAUGGGAGAAAUCCGGGAGGGUCUUCUGGGCCAAUGUUUGGUGGAAUCAUGUGUUGUGAGAAAUGUGUCCAUUUGUCCAAGGGAAGGGGGUACUCCCUCAGUCUGCCUUUGAUUUUAUGUUUUUAAAGCACACCAGAGAACAAAAUGGUUUAAAUGAGGCAGAAGCAACUGUAUUAAAGGACCCCCUUGCUGAAAUACCAUUGACUGUGUUAGUCUGUAUGGCCUGGCCUGCUAGAGGGGCCCAAACUCCAAAUUCUUUUCAGCCAUUUGACACUGUUCCGGAGUGUCCCAGUGACAUGGGCCUGUGGGAACCCAGGGCCCGUCCAAGCCUGCUGCUCCCAUAUAUCUAACUUUGUCGGGUUCAUGCUCCACCAGAGGUAUUUCUCAUCAUUUUCCCACAGAUCCUGCCCACGACAUACCUCCUUCCUCACGUCUCUGUAUGGCAUCACUCCUUGCCCUCUUGUUGUCACCCCUGCACAGACUCAGCGUAGACUUUGUGUUACAGAGGUGUAUUUGGUGUGGUUCACAGCUGUACCUGGUUAACUUGGAGUCAACACUUAGGAGAAACUACAACUGUGCAGUGGGUUGCUUAUAAGCACUGGGACUCUCCUUGUGAUGUAGCUACACCUGCUCGUGCCUGGCUGCUGCCUUUUGUUGUCUUUGUGCUUGGGUCUCCUGGAGAAUGGCUGUAGAGCUGGCCUGCAGCAGUGCACUGCAAGGGACUAAAAGCUCUGGAGCAUGACUCCUCAGUGCUGAAGUGCGAAGUGUUCCUUCCAAGCCUGAGAGCUUUUAUGCCCCUCCAGUGUAGCAUUGUAGAAUAACCGCACACACUCCCUGGAUCACAAAAGGUUAUCUGAACUGCAGUGGAGCAACUGGCACUUCCUACAGCACAGUCUUGAAAGCACUGCUCAUGAUGCAAGGUAGCCCUUCAGACACUGCUGAGCUGCAGCAGGAACCGCUGCUUCCCAGGUUCUGAUGUGUCUAUUCUGACUACACAGCCCACAAUGCUUUGUUGGCUUUCUCCAGCCAGGUGUCCAGCAUGGUCUGAAGAGAGAGAGGAGGGGUCUUCUGCUGCAUUUCUGGAACAACUGAGAAAUGUGCCAUUGUCAAGUCGUGAACACAAGCCUGUCUCGAUCAGAUGACAUUUGUUCUAUCUGUGUGCAUACAAGAGACAGGUCAGAAAAAUCUCUUGAUUUUUUUUUUUCUGAGUUUGAACUGGAUUUGAACUCUGUGCUCUGCUCCCAGUCCCCUUCUGGAACUACACUAUGCAAGCAUAUUUGCCUGACCUAAAUCUGUGCCCUUGAGUACCUUGCUGAGAUGUUCUUCUCUGACAGGAACUGACAGCAAUCUCUGCUUUGUCCAUUUCACUGGUGGUUGUUACGGAGUUUUGAGAGAUGCACCCUGACAAGAGCUUGUGAGCAUGGGAGCAGAACAGGGCUGGUCACCAGGGUCCUCGGAACAGGCAGCCUUGUGGCACAUCAGGAAAGAAAUAGUUCUUGAGGCUGCAAACUUUCACUGUCUUGGGCUGCCAUCUUCUCUCAAAGUAGUUCUCUUGAUAUUUUCCCCUGGAUGCCAAGGGAGAAUUUGAAGAUGCAUUUUAGAAGCUGCUCCUUUGUUAAGGACAGGUGUCCCACAGCAGUAGUGCAUGCCCAGGCUUGCAUGCCCCACUAACACUUAACUUGUUGCAAGGCACGUUGCUGUGGGAAGCAUGCUGCAGAGGAAAGGGAGGAAUCACUGUAUAAACUGAAACUGCAUACUUUAUAUUCUGAAGGACUGAACUAAACUUGAAUGCCAUUUUUUUUUCCCCUCCCCUUCAGCCUAGGUGGAGUUGUCCUUUAGUCCACUGACUUACUAGAGGAUUAGCUAUUCUAGGCUUUCCCCUUCCUAUUUAGAUUUUACUAGAGUUUUCUUUCUGUUAAGCCCCAAGAGUUGGAAGGUACCUAAGCAGAGCCACUCUGCUAAAAGAAACUUGCUAAUGAAUUGCAUGAGGGAGCAGUCUGAAAUUGUGUGAUUAAAAUCUCUCAUUGUGACACACCUUCAGUACUUUUCCCCUCUCUUCCAUAAUCAUCUCCGUAAAGCACAAAAGGAGUUGGUUGCGGGGGGAAAGGUACUCUGUCUUGUCCUUAUGCUGUCUGACUGCGCUUUUGCUGAUGCUGAUAGCUGGGAAGAGAAUCCUGCUGUAAAGCUCUGUGAAAGGCACAGCAGUUGCUGUCUCAGCUGUUUCAUGCGAUUCCUCCUUUGGAUUGCAUCAGGUCCCUACAUGGAAGCAGAGCGAGCACAGUGCUUGUAAUGCAGCUAUGAUCCAUGCUUCUGCGCUGUGCAACAGUGAUUAAUUGCAGGUUCGGGAGAUCAAUUAGCUAGAAGUAGCCUCUUGCUGUGGCAGGGAAGACAGCAGGAGGCAUAGGCUGACCUAAGGGUUCUCAGGUUUGCCUGAGUAUAGAAGUACUUUCCAGUGAGUUUUUAAGGGCUUUUAAUGACCACUCUUAACAAUAGAUACCACUGGUCCUCACCUGAGCUUUUUUUGCCUGGGCUUCAUGUGGAUGGAAAGGACUGUCUGUCUUGAAGAUGGACACAUGGGUGCUUUUGACAAGACGCAGGUGCCUUAGCGUUUCUGGUGUGUAUUGAGACAUCGCUCUGGUGUGACUCGCUAGCUGGUGCUGCUUGUAUCCCAAGGGGCAAAGUUCCUUCCCCUUCUUAGGCAGCCUGGAAGAUGAUGCUCUCUCUACUAAAUGAAGUCUGUUUUCUUUAGUUUAUUUUCCUUUAAGAGGUGGGAGAGGGGUAAGUAGAGCCAUUUCUAUACUUUAUACUGGGAACUUAGUCCUAGGAACAGCGCUCUUCAAUAUACAGAACUUCUGUGUGUCUCAACCUCGCUUCACCAUCAAAAAUCCACAAACAAUCAGCUGGUCAGAGCUUUGCACAUCUGCCAUGCUUUGUGAGCAACGUGUUGCAGGCUCUUGUGCAACCCUGGUGCUAGUUGAAAACCCAGGAGCGGAGCACUUCAGGACUCACUUGUUUUCUUCUCUCUGUUCACAAUCUCCCUCCACAGCCCCUGCCUGGUAGAUCGUGACAGUAUCUGUGUGUCUGAAAUUCACAGUGAGUUCUCCUCUUCCUUUCCAGAGAAGCUUGUGGCUCUGGGCAGAGCAGGCAUGUCCCCCAGUCCCCUUCUGAGAGAACCCUAGUAAUACAAUGUCAGAAAGUCCACAAUCGCUUCUACCCUUGGCAGCAGAAGGACUGUUUACACCCAGUCCAGUAGUUUGGAUUCAGCGAGAGUUUGAUAAAUGCUGUAUGAUGGAUGUUUUACUUCCCACCUGUGAAGAAGAGAAGGAGGUGGCACCUAGGCUGGGAAAAACUGAGGAGGUGGAACAGAAAAGCCAGAGAUGAGCCUGAUUCAAGAGGGUUGAGGAGACUUGGGGUGCUACAUCUGUCAGGAAAUAAAGUUCUCCAUCCAUUCUCUCACACUUGCAGGCUACUCUUCCUUCCUUCACAUCAUGUGCCGUGGGCUGUUGGACUGAUGAAGCCAGCUCUCUCAGUGCAUCUCAGGCACUAUUGCUACCAGCUCUCUAAAUCCUGCCUUUGAAAAGAGAUUCCUUGUCCCUCUUGCAAUGCACGUUGCUCCUAGCCACCAGCUAGGUGAUUUCAUGCCCUACCGCCUGCUGAAUAGCUGUGCCAGUUGCUGUCACUGCUGCUGCUCAUGUGGAAUGCAACAGGAAAGGAGAAAAAAGGCCACCUGUCAUUGUGCAACUCCUGCCUCAUCAAAGAUUUAAAUGCAGGGCCUCUGCCACCUCUGCCAGCCUCAUCAGUAAGUUUAGUUUGCUGUCAGCUCACAGGAUGAAUGAUAUCCCUGUGGAGGUGGCACCCAGCUAGCUAUUUGUUAACACUCCAUGCAGGGAUACAGGAUGGCAACCCCAGGCUGAGGUUAUCUCCUCUCUAUGACACUGAGCCAUUCAUGAUGUGCAUCCCUUAGUCAAUGCUUUCACAGACUCCUGGUGCUCUGCUGGACCUUGUGAUUCAGUCAGCAUCUCUCCCACUGACAUCAACCACUCAGGCAUUGGGAUAAGGCAAAGUUUGCCCACCUGAGCUGCGGUAGAAGAGGAACCAAAGGACUUUGAUCAACUGGAUACUCAAGGUGCUCUGGGAGCUUCUGUUGGCUAUUUCUACCUUCAAAGACCCCUGAAUGCAGAAGAGGCCUUCGUCACCUCCAUGUUCACCCGCACACGCUCUUCAUCAAUGCCAUACUGAAUGUUAAACUGCUGCUGUGAAGCUAUCUCGAAGAGAAAUUUGAAGUGAGACUGAGGCUCCCUGUGUCCUUUAUCGCCUGCAAGCCUCUAGCCUUCAUACAAAGGACGGUGAAGGGUGAACACUGACCUCCCUUUUCCAGGGGAGCCAGUACACGUGAAAUGUUUUCUUCACAAUGUGCUUUCUCCUGAGCUGGGGAAUAACCUUGGAUCAGGAUUUCCCUUGUUGGCUCCCCCAGGGCUUCCUCCUGCCUCGGCUUGCCUAGACCUUAUCUAAGAACAGUUGAGGUUGGAAGGGGCCUCUGGAGUUCAUCUGGUCCAACCUCCUUGCUCAAGCGUGGCUACCUAGAGCAGGCUGCCCAAGACCACGUCCAGCUGGCUUUUGACUAUCUCCAAGGAUGGAGGCUCCACAACUUCUCUGGCAACCUGUCCCAGUGCUUGGUCACCCUUACAGUA